UAAUACCUCCCGUUUUUGUCAGAGGUUGCUUAAGUUCCUGUUACUUGGUAGUUAAAAUACAAAGUGAAGAAUAGGUUGCUGGCGCUGUAGAAGGUCACAUUCCGACACAAUGAAGGCGAUUUCAAUCACUUAAUCUUGGGCAAAUUAUUAUCUCCCGGUUUGAAUAGUAUUUUAAAAUGCUGUUUUUGUUUUUCCUGGCAAUGGGAUGAAAGAGAUGUCAUUACUUCUAGCUUUAUUUGUCCUGGCUCCCUCCAUUUGUAAAGGCCUGCAUGAGAACACCUGCAAUGUGGUCCUUAAAGAUCAAUACAUCGAAUGGGGAUCCGAUCUCGACGUGGUGUACCCGAGCUCAUGUGUCCCUCGCAAAAUCUUCUGGACCCUAAACAACAGACGCGUGGGGGAAAGCCAGUCGAGAUCUGUCAACUCCACCCACGCUGUCCUGUCACUGAGGAACUUCACCCAUCAGAGCGCGAUACUGGAGUGGCACAGUGCCGAUACCCUCCAAGUCCUCGGAGGCACCACUAUCACAGCAUACUCAAAACCCGGCAAAAUAUCAUGCAUUUUGUAUCGGAAAAAUCAGUCAGACGAACUGUCGGCAAACCUCUUCAACUGCAGCUGGGAGGAUCCGAUUAAACCAUCAGCACAAAUACACUACUCUGUACUCAUUGCCACUUCCUCCAACCCGUCCCCGAGUGAGGUCUGCGAAUCUAAGUCUAAAUACUGCAUAUGGACGAUAUCCAACGGAAUGAGUCUACUUGAUAGUGUGACUGUUACCGUGAGAGCUAAAGCUGCUGCUUGGGAAGCUUGCUCUGACCCACGUGCAUUUUUCCCGGAUCACAUAAGGAAAAUGAUUCGUCCGAAAUUAACCGUCACGCCCUUCCCCGAUCACGUGUUGGUUGAGUGGCUCCGAGCAAGUUUCUCUAAAGAGUGUCGCUGUGAAGUCAGCUACGGCAAGGCUGAUGGAGGACGUCUUACAGAGUUGAGGCCCAAUACGACUCCAGAGAGAAGUCACGGGAAGAUGCAGAUUGAAAAGUGGGAUUCCUGCAGUAACUACACCUUUUCAGUCCGCUGUGCUUUACACGAGGCCCCCUGGAGCGACUGGAGCGACAAGAAGACCGUUUUGACCAAACUAAAAAAGAGAGAUGUCAAACCGCUCCUGUGGAGAAAGUUGUCUGAACCAAAUGAGGAUGGAGUUAGAAAAGUUCGUGCCAUGUGGACAGAGAUUGCUUCAACGUGCCCGGACACCUUCACCUCGAUCAAAGCGGCUCCCAUCCAGGAACGCGCGGUGGGAGCAGAUCGUAAGGAGGCUUCAUGCGGCAGCUCAACCUGUGACGUUUACGUGAACCAAGAUGCGCACAGAAUAAUACUCGCAGUCCUCCGAGAUGAAACCCUGCUCGUGGAGGAUUCCGUUUAUGUUCCCGCCAUUGGAGAGAGCCUCCCUCGAGUCACCAACAUCCAGGCCGCAACGCUGGGAGGUGUUAUUCUGGUCAGCUGGAACGCGCCAAUCGAGCCCGUCGCUGCUUACAUGGUCGACUGGACCCACGGUGGAGAUCGAUACUAUUGGAAGGAGAGCAGACACACGAACACAACACUGUGCGACCUCCUGGACAAGCAGCCAUACAACAUCACAGUGACGCCCCUCUUUGUUGACAAGACGGGUCAUGGCGCGCGAGCCCUUCAGAUCUGCUCCAGAGCGGGAGAUCCGGGAAAUGUAGCGAUCCAGGUUGAAGCCAAGGACAAAAGUGCCCUUGUGAGGUGGACGGUGAGCUCCCGGGCGGCGUGCAGCGGCGCCGUUGUCAACUACACCGUCUUCUACAGUACACAGGAGGGACCUCAGCUCAAUAUAACGGUAGAUGAGACGGAGCAGUUCAUCCUUUUGAAAGACCUGCAUCGGGAAACGCAGUACAGCGUCCACGUGGAGGCCGCGGCGCUUACUGGAACCACCAGAAGCCGUGAGACGCUCUUUUACACCAAAAGGUUUGAUCCGGAGCUCAUCACAGUCGUCAGCGUCUCCGGAAGCAUCGCUCUUCUCGCGUUAUUGCUCAGUUCAUGCAUUGCUGUUCAAUGGAAGAAAUUCAAGAAGAAGCCGGUGCCAAAUCCCGCCCUCAGUUCUGUGGUGUUUUGGCCAGCAGCAAGUCAUCAUGAGGGAACGUGUCCCUUCCAGCCAUUCAGCAAUCCUUCAGAAAGCAUCUGUGACGCGGUUUACACGAGCGAAGCCCAGUCCCCGUCCACGUCUUCGCUCGCUGCUCGCUGCGAUAGUAACCCAGCAGGUGACCGGACGGAGGAACACGUCGACCCCCCCACGCCAACAGCGCCGGGCGACCCAGUGAAAUCUAUAGAGACACAGCAUCCCUCUCCUCGGGAGGACUCAACGGGCCCGCUUCUUCCAGAGAACAGCCCGUAUCGAAGACAGACUCCUGUGGAAAGCUCUGCCCCGAGGUCCAGUAAACAAUGUAAGCGUGUUUCAGUGAAGGAGACGAGAAAAAUAGCGCCGGUGACAGUUUACGUCACUUUGGACAUGUUUGAACAGGGCCAGGAUUGUUGAGGGGCAUGAAAAUCAAAUCUCAACAAAUCCUAAAAUAAAAACAUAUUAAGCUCCAAAUAAAGCAGACGUGUUGCAACUUUAGUGCAAAGACUUGACUAAGGCAAUGUGUCCACUGUGGAAUGAAAGUAAAGAAAAUUGAUUGUACUCUUAUGUCACACUUGAUAACCCGGGUGAAAAAAUGCUAUUCUUUGUGUAAAUACAAGUAUAUUGUGCUACUGUCUAUCAUUUAUGUAAUAUUUAUGGCUGAAUAAUGUAUGUAUCUAAAUCAAGUCUUUGUUUUUCAAAAGUGACAUAAUUCACACCAUUUUUUUUAACCAUUUAGAACUUUUAAUGUUGAUAACCUUUAUUUCAUAAAGCCUUUGGAGCACACAUUGUGUGGUGGAAAUGAUCACAAAUAUGUAGCCUACAUGUACAGACUGUAUAAUGUAAAAAUAAAAAGCACAGGUUUUUCCAGUGAUAGCUGGCCGAGGAUUUCUGUGAACGGUGAGAAUAUUAAUUUUUUAAAAUCCAAAUUGUUAAAACAUUUGUAAAGUGCUUGACAAAAUGAUGACGUGUUACUCAUUGUAAUCUUACAACUUGGCAUCACAUUUUAACAAUGACAUGAACUUUGCAUGAGCUGCUUAAUUUGAUAUUAUUGUUUUUUCACAGUAAAUUUUGAAACAUGAAUGAUAUAGUAUAGUGUUUGUUGUAUAAAAUGGGGCACAGAUGGCUUCAGAACUGCAUUAAAGCUUUUUACAGACAUGAUCUAAUGUAUUAUCACAUAUUGAAAGAAUGUGUUACAUUUGUUUAAUAGGUGCAACUGUAUAAAUUACCAACAGACAUUGUAACACGGAAUACAUAUUCAGUAAAUAAGUUGGAAAACUGA
Messenger RNA from Gasterosteus aculeatus aculeatus (three-spined stickleback), 3407 nucleotides. Its product is annotated as interleukin-31 receptor subunit alpha. Gene Ontology annotation, biological process: cytokine-mediated signaling pathway. The record is from RefSeq and is a predicted model, not a curated record. Gene Ontology annotation, molecular function: cytokine receptor activity; protein binding. Lineage: Eukaryota; Metazoa; Chordata; Actinopteri; Perciformes; Gasterosteidae. Gene Ontology annotation, cellular component: external side of plasma membrane.